GAAAAAAUCUCUAUAUAAAUAAUAUUCAUUUCAUAGGCUUCAUAUAUCUUUCAGUUUGAGCGAAAGAAAGAAAUCUAAAAAGAAAAAUGGAGGCGGUUACCGGUAGCGGAGCAGGAAUAUCAAGCGAGAAACGGCGUCGUUCCGGCGAGAAAUUAGGGCUCGUCCUCCACGUCCUCACCGGACCAUGGUUCAUGGUGUUCGCUUCGUUCCUCGUGAUGUCGACCGCCGGCACGCCGUACAUGUUCGGGCUCUACUCGGGCGCUAUAAAAUCGGUGCUCGGCUACGACCAGAGCACGCUGAAUCUGCUGAGUUUCUUCAAGGAUGUAGGAACAAACGUGGGCGUAAUCUCGGGCCUAAUCAACGAGAUCACGCCGCCGUGGGUGGUUCUGGCGAUCGGCGCGGCCAUCAAUUUCUUCGGCUACUUCAUGAUCUGGCUUUCCGUGACGGAGCGCGUGGCUCGGCCGGAGGUUUGGCUGAUGUGUCUUUACGGCUGCCUCGGCGCGAACUCGACGGCGUUCGCGAACACCGGCGCGCUGGUGACGUGCGUGAAGAAUUACCCGGCGAGGAGAGGCGUGGUUUUGGGGAUUUUGAAGGGAUACGUAGGGCUGAGCGGCGCGAUUUUGACGCAGAUUUAUCACGCGAUUUAUGGCGAUGAUUCGAAAUCGUUGAUUCUGCUUAUUGCGUGGCUGCCGGCGGUUAUCUCCGUCGCGUUCCUUAGAACUAUUCGGAUUAUGAAGGUUGAUCAUCGGCCCAAUGAGCUCACGGUUUUCUACAGGUUUCUGUACAUUUCUCUUGGACUCGCUGGGUUUCUAAUGGUGAUGAUCAUUCUCCAGCAAAAAUUCAAAUUCUCCCACAUCGAGUACAGCAGCAGCGCCGCCAUGGUCGUUUUCCUCCUCUUCUUUCCCCUUUUCAUCGUCAUCGCCGAAGAUUUCAAGCUAUGGCGCACCGAAUUACUCUCAAUCGACGCUUCUCCUCCUCCUCCUCCACUCAACAUCGUCUCCCAAAAACCCCCGCCGCCGCCAUCGCCGUCCUGCUGGAGAACCGCCCUGAGCCCGCCGCAGAGAGGCGAAGAUUUCACGAUCCUCCAGGCCCUUCUCAGCGGCGACAUGCUCCUCCUGUUCCUCUCCACCGCGUGCGGCGUCGGCGGCACUCUCACCGCCAUCGACAAUCUCGGCCAAAUCGGCGCCUCUCUCCGCUACCCGAAACAGAGCAUCAGCACAUUCGUGUCUCUGGUUAGCAUCUGGAAUUACCUCGGCCGCGUGGUCUCUGGUUUCGCCUCCGAAUUUUUCCUCACCAGAUUCAAACUCCCCCGAACCCUAAUUUUGACCCUAAUCCUCGUCCUCUCCUGCGCCGGCCACCUCCUCAUCGCCUUCGACCCCCCCGGCGGCCUCUACGUCGCCUCAAUCGUCAUCGGAUUCUGCUACGGCGCCCAAUGGCCGAUUCUCUUCGCCAUCAUCUCCGAGAUCUUCGGCCUCAAAUACUACUCCACGCUCUACAAUUUCGGGUCGGUGGCGAGCCCGAUCGGGCUGUAUUUCAUCAACGUUCGGGUCGCCGGAGAUCUGUAUGACAGGGAGGCGAACCGGCAGCUGGAGGCGGCGGGGAGGAAGAGGAUGGCCGGAGAAUCUCUGAACUGCGUGGGAGUGGAUUGCUAUAAACUGUCGUUCCUUAUAAUCACCGGCGUUACUCUGUGUGGGGCUUUUUUUUCCUUCAUUUUGGUGCUCAGAACCCGAAGGUUUUACAGGACUGAUAUUUACAGCAGGUUCAGGGAGGAAGAAGAAGAAGAAGAUGCUGGGCCUGGGCCUGUGCUUGGGCCUGGACCUGGGCCUCGGCAGAGUACUGAGAUGGCAUCGGCCGCUCCACACGGUGUCGUUUCAGCGGUUGAGAAAGUUGAGAGGAGAAAUAAGUAGUUGCCUAGUUGGUUUGGUGGGGUAACUGGUAAUUGUAAAUUAUAACUUCUACUGUUUUACCGUUUAAUUAUUCCAUCGUUGUGUAACUUUUCUGCGACGGUGAAUGAAAUUUA
Momordica charantia (bitter melon) is the source of this 2020-nucleotide messenger RNA. Its product is annotated as protein NUCLEAR FUSION DEFECTIVE 4. NCBI's taxonomy places the organism in Eukaryota, Viridiplantae, Streptophyta, Magnoliopsida, Cucurbitales, Cucurbitaceae. The record is from RefSeq and is a predicted model, not a curated record. Gene Ontology annotation, cellular component: membrane.